This is a messenger RNA of Lonchura striata (white-rumped munia), 5918 nucleotides long. It is a transcript of the gene RPRD1A, whose product is annotated as regulation of nuclear pre-mRNA domain containing 1A. Gene Ontology annotation, molecular function: RNA polymerase II C-terminal domain binding. The record is from RefSeq and is a predicted model, not a curated record. Gene Ontology annotation, biological process: mRNA 3'-end processing. Lineage: Eukaryota; Metazoa; Chordata; Aves; Passeriformes; Estrildidae.
CGCGCCUCCCCGCGCGCCUCGGCCGCCGCCAUUUUGUUGGCGCCGGGCGCUGCCGCCGCGGCGAGAAGGGCUGGGAGUCGCCGCUCGGCUCCGCCCUCGUCGGGGCCGAGGGGCGGGGACUGAGCGCGGCCCGGCCGGGACGGGACGGAGCGGCGGGGCCCAAGGCGGUGCGGCGAUGUCGGCGUUCUCGGAGGCGGCGCUGGAGCGGAAGCUGUCGGAGCUGAGCAACUCGCAGCAGAGCGUGCAGACGCUGAGCCUGUGGCUCAUCCACCACCGCAAGCACUCGGCGCUCAUCGUCAGCGUGUGGGAGCGGGAGCUGCGCAAGGCAAAACCAAAUAGGAAGCUGACAUUCCUGUACUUGGCCAAUGAUGUCAUACAGAACAGCAAAAGGAAAGGACCAGAAUUUACAAAAGACUUUGCUCCAGUAAUAGUGGAGGCUUUUAAGCAUGUUUCAAGUGAGUCUGAUGAGAGUUGUAAGAAACACCUUGGCCGAGUGCUGUCUAUCUGGGAAGAAAGGUCUGUUUAUGAAAACGAUGUAUUAGAACAACUUAGGCAAGCUUUGUAUGGAGACAGAAAGGUGAGGAAGCGCACCUAUGAACAGAUCAAAGUUGAUGAAAAUAACUGUUCACCUCGAAGUUCUCCCACUGAUCCUCCUCAGACCACAGAUCUCAUUAGAGCAUUACAAGAACUAGAAAAUGCUGCCUCUGGGGAUGCAGCAGUUCACCAGAGAAUAGCUUCCUUGCCUCUAGAGGUCCAGGAUGUGUCCCUGUUAGACAGAAUAACAGAUAAAGAAUCUGGAGAGCAACUUUCCAAAAUGGUAGAUGAUGCAUGUAUGUUGCUGGCGGAUUACAAUGGCAGGUUGGCAGCUGAAAUAGAUGAUAGAAAACAGCUAACUCGAAUGUUAUCAGACUUUCUCCGAUGUCAAAAAGAGUUCCUUGCAGAGAAAGAACAUAAGCUGGAAGAGUACAAACGCAAGUUAGCCAGAGUGUCCCAAGUGCGGAAAGAACUCAGGUCACGCAUCCAGAACCUGCCUGAUCUCUCUCGACUUCCCAACGUCACGGGCAGCCACGUACACCUACCGUUUGCAGGAGACAUCUACAGCGAUGAUUGAUUACCAAACAUCCCCCCCACAACCUCUGCUUUUCUGUGAAAUGAGGGGUAGGCCAGACCAAUCGGUACUCUUGUAGUAUUAUUUUUGUAUAUUGUUGCAGAGUGUCAGUAAAAAUACUUUAAUAAUUUAUAAAAAAUGGUUUAAAAAGUUGAUUUGUUUACUAUUUUAUUGGUGAGUGAACAUAAGGGUACAUUUAUAAAAGUGGCAUCUCUGUCUGUUACAUGGAAGAAUGAAUAAUUAUCUUUUGUAAAGAUUUUAGUUGGGUGCCCUGUAAAAAAAACAUGCUAAAAUUUUUCUUAUGUACCCUGUAUUUAAUGUAGAUCAGUAUAUAAUCAAAACAUAAUUUUAACUUGAGACAUUUCCGUUGCUAGUGGGAGAGUGAAACGUGGAAAUCACAAGCUUAUGUUUGCAAGAAGGAAGAUGCAAUUUAAUGCAAAGUUAAAAGUGAUCUUACUGUCCAUUACAUUUAGAUUACCCACUCCCAAAACAAUGUGGGUUUUUUGGAAGUAAAUGCUAACAAACAAUUUUUUAUUGGAAAAUAUUAAUCAUUUUACACUGAGCAGAUCUUCAAACUACUCGAAAUACUACAAUAUUUUUGUAUCAUUUAGAAGUCAGCAUGUAGAAACUAUAAAAUUGACCAGUUUAAUUAUGUUUUGAAAUAGUAGCUUUUUACAGCUGCUUAGUUUCUCAAUCAAGGGACCAUUCAUUUGCAAUUUAAUCCCUUUCUGGAACAUCUGCUUCCAUCUAAAAAGGUUAAUCCCAGAAAUGUGAAGCCAUUUUACAGUUUUAAUUAAAUUGAAAGGUCAUUCUCUAAACUGUCUCAGUUUCUAAGUGCCCAUUAUUAAAAUUUGACAAUGUACCAGCCGUACAUGCAACAAAAUGGUGAUACAGCUGCACUGUGCAUCCUCUUCCACUGAGAAACCCUGGAGUCCAGCAUGGGCUACCACCUCCCCACCUUCACCUGCUCCAGCAAAUAUUUCUAAAUCUUGAUUGUCUUUUUCUCACACUACAGGAGGAGACUUUUCAGGCCUGUGUAUAACUCAAACAGCAGAAAACUAUUGCCCAGUUAAAAAACUCUGCUGCAUGGCAUAAACGUGGUAUUUUUCUGGGAACUGCUUAAUUUGUGAAGAAUCCUUGUUUCCAUACUGUGCAUCAGCUUUUAAGUUCACAUAAGAUACAGAUAGGCAUUUAGCGCAUUGCCAGAAAGUUACAUCUUUUCAAUCCAUUGCAAUGAGCCAUGUAAUCAUUGAGUGAUUUAAAAAAUGCCUACCUGUACCUUUGGCAUUUAAUGACCUAAAAAACCUGGGCUGCAAGUGUUUUGAGUUGGAGGAUCGUUUUAUGACUGCAUUUUGUUUAUGGUUUUGCACUUGUCAGGCAUUGUCUUGUACCAGUUAACUUCACAGUUAACAAGUUCAAUACACCUCACAUGAAAGCAAAUUUUUUUACAAAAAGCUGUUCUUUCUUUUCAAAACCCACAACAAUUCAAAAUAGUCUUGGAGUGAAAUUGUUCAAGGUAGUUAUCUGUCACUUGUUACUGGCUUCUACAGGGCUAAUCACUAGAAUACUUACAGGAUGUGAAUGGAGAAUAACCACUCUCUUUAAAAUAGAUACACUUGGGCAUAAGUAAUUCAGUCCAGUUACCUUUUCUCAUGGAAGCUGCCAAGAAUUAGACUCAGUUACAUAGGGAAAAAGCCUGAAAAUAUAGAAAUACAAGCUGUUGACAUAAUAGUCUAUAGCAUGCAAUGUAGAAUAACAAUUUCCUAAAAAAUUCUGACUGAUAAAUAGGAGUGCGCAAAAUAGUUAUCAGAGCUCACUACAGGUCCAAAAAUUUUAAAGUUUUGAGUGGCAAUUUUCCAUUCCAUAGGAAAAAAAACCUGACUAUAUUGAAUCCAGAGGAUUUAGUUUAUUUAGUUUAAGUGUAAUAUGCAAAAUUAAAUAACACUUACUGACAUCUUUUCAGUGUAGAUUCUUGAUAAGAAAAUGUUCUGAUACAAUUUUAAUGUUUGAAAUAGUUCUGUUCUUGUAUGUUAAACUCAUCACAUAAAUUCUCACAUGUAUGUGCAUUGCAGUUGCAGUUAAAGCUCAGUUUUACUAAAGAAUAGCACCAAAUUUGUGGUAAAUAUUUGUUGCUGUGGAGGUAGGAUGGGAACAAAGAGACUAAUUUAGAAGGUUAGAUGAAGUGAACUGAACUGAUUUAUUUUAAAUACAUUUCUCUUUUUAUAGAGAGCAUCAUGUAGCCUAAUUUCAUUGGUCUUAAAGUAAAAACAUCUUACACCAUUGGUGCUCAGUGAAUGAUGCACAGUGGCAGAACAUGCCUAUAAACAAUGUGAACAAGAGAGAUAGAGAAUUACUUACAUUCCUUUCCAGCUCUUUCCCAGGCCCAGCCUGGUUUGAAAACCUCUAUUUCCCUCUCUGACUGAACUGAGAUUACCCAUAAAUAUUAAACCAGCUUAAUCUAUUAGGAAUUCUAAAACAAAUCAUGAAACAAGAGGCAUAAAUAGUGAGUUCAUGGUUGAAUUCCAUGCAUAGAAAUCUUAAUUUGUUCCCAGAGGUGAUCAUAAGUGCAGUGACAAGGCUUAUUAGACUGUGCUGUAAAAUCUAUGUUGGAUACUCAGAAUCAUAGGGAAUUAAGCUUAAGCAAUCUUUUGCUGCCUGAAUUGAAAUUAGUUAUAAUAAUAAAGUUGACUGCUGAGUUUUCUUGAUCUCUCAACAGUUUUAAAAAAAGUAUGACACUUACUUCACUGGAUUUGUUUUUCCUAUUCAUAACUCCUAGUGGUAACAUUGCUUAUGUACAGGUAAUGUAGAACGGAUAAAGAGUGAGGAAAAAAACUCAACUUUUUCUUGAUGUAUAUACGUUUUAAUUUUGAGAGAGUGUUAUUUUUGGCGUAUAUUUUUCUUCAUUUUACCGUGAAAUUGUUUACUUCAAGGAGUUUUUCAUUGCUGGGGUUUUGGAAAUAAUCCCUCAAUAUUUGUUUGGAAAAGAGGACUUGUGAAAGGCAACAGUCACUCUUAGAGCAAGUAUCAUGUAUGAAUGGUAGGUACGCUGGGUUUUUUUUUAUUUACAUGGGAAAGAUGUCGGGUAUCAAGUAGUUAGGAGAUUUAUACUAUAACUGUAAUAGUAUAGCAGGAGAUAGCAUGGUACAGUACAGAUGCAGCCCUGUAGUGUCAAAAAAUACCUCCAAAUUCUCAGGUUCCAAAGCUUAAUGUACGUACUUCUGACAUCUCAGGAAGAAAAGAGGCUGGGUGGGGAAGGGUGGGGUGCCGAGGAGACAGAAGGGAGAACAUGCCUGGGUGGAAAGGUAAAGCAAACCACAUGUCAGCUUCCAUCAAAACAAAUAACUGUGAGACUGGGCAGUUUUACCUGUAGUUGGCAUUGUACCACAGAACUGCUUUGAGGUGUUACCAUCCUGGGAAAGAAAAUGUGUGGGCAUACCCUGCCUACCUCUUCUAAUGUGGUCUAGCUCUAAGCAAUACAGAAUGCCUGCCCUACAAAAGGCACAAUUAUAAAAUAUCUGAAUAUUUUUCAUCUAUUAAUAAAGACGUAAUAAUUAGAGUAUUUGCUUCACUAUAUUGCACUUUUAUUAAGCAUUUUCUGAAAAAAAAAGCAAAGAGAUUCCUGCAGCACUUUGCCAUAUGAGAAUGCUUACCUUGGAGGUCACUGGGACUGCUUGUAUGUAUAUUCUAGUGUUUGCAAGCUCAAACUGUGUUUUUUGCAGAAUUUUUUGAAAGAUGCCAGGAAUACUACCCCACUUUUGUAGUUUUAAAAAUAAAUGUGAAGUCCUUAGUUACAAAAAUUGUCAUUCUUAGAAAUUAUGUUUCAUGAGUUCUUUUGGAAAUUAGACUACAGCCUGCAAUAAUAUUAGCUUGUCUAAUUCACUCUGUUAAUGUUUGUAUUAGUAUAUUAAAGCACCUCUGUUAAUCCCUAGCAACACAGUCCAAACCACAUGCUUAUUGUGUAUUUUAUCCGAGUAGUCUUCUGAGUGUCAAAUUGAGAGCUUUCAUUAUGAUGAAAUUACAUUCCUGUUUACCAGAAGCUUAAGAAAAACCAUUGUGUUAGAACUUGCACAGACUAGUUCUGCUCUCUCAAGUCAGUGGCAACUCAGUCUGGUAUUUCAAUGAUGACUCUAACAUAUGUAGGACACAUACUAACAUAUGUAGGAUGCAGUAACCAGCAGUGCAGAUGACCAUGGAGGAUGUGGAAAUCAUAGAUAGGCUUGGUUGGCUCUCUGUAGAAGAGCCUUUUGAAACAUAAGGAAAUAGAUCUGUGGGUGUGGGUUUUUUUCAGUGGGAAAAUCAGUGAAAACCAGCACAUCUAAAAUUUGAUGGUUACAUUUACAAAUAUUUAGGCCAGUUCUGCUCAUUACAUUUAAUCACAGUGAUUAUUCCUGCAAGUAAAGAAAGCAGACUCAAACAUAGUGUCUGAAGUGGAAUUUUUUUCUAAUGAAUGACCAAUUUUGUCUCGGCUCCUAUUUCAGUGUGUCAUUUAUCUUGAUUAAGUAGUAAAUCUCUUCCAUCGUGUUAUUUAGGAAUCUAAUUCUGACUUCAUAUCUACAAUAGUUGAAGUAUCCUACCAAGCAUGAUGUUUUUGUGGGAAUUUGCAAAAGUUCAAUAGCACUCAUUACUUGUUUGCAACAGAAAUAGACUUUGUUAAAAGCUAACAAGAAAAGUUUGAAAUGUAAAGAUGUUUCAUUAUUGUGCUUUUCUGACAGAACCUGUAAUCCUUGUGUAAUUUAUGUCCUCAGAAUAACACCUAUAUGUAUGCUCUUUCCUAUUUAAUAAAACAUUGUUGUAAAAACAUCUUUGAAAA